This is a messenger RNA of Nelumbo nucifera (sacred lotus), 1362 nucleotides long. RefSeq names its product cationic peroxidase 1-like. The record is from RefSeq and is a predicted model, not a curated record. Gene Ontology annotation, molecular function: heme binding; peroxidase activity. Lineage: Eukaryota; Viridiplantae; Streptophyta; Magnoliopsida; Proteales; Nelumbonaceae. Gene Ontology annotation, biological process: hydrogen peroxide catabolic process; response to oxidative stress.
GCACAAGUUCUCCACAAGUAGCCAAGCCAACGGCCAACCCAACCCCUUUAUUUACUUCUUUUUUGUACGUUGUAGUUCUAUCUCAUCUCUCAACUUCAUGGCUUCCUCUCACUUGUUCAGCAGCUUUUCCUUGACCUUACUGAUUCUGAUCGGGUUGGCCUCUGCACAGCUAUCGCCCAACUUCUAUGCUUCAUCGUGCCCCAGAGCCCUUUCCAUCAUUAGGUCUGCAGUAAGCAUUGCUGUGGCUAGAGAGCGACGCAUGGGAGCCUCUUUGCUCCGGCUCCACUUCCAUGAUUGCUUUGUUAAUGGGUGUGAUGCAUCUAUUCUGUUGGAUGAUAAUUCGACCUUCACUGGGGAGAAGACAGCUGCUCCUAAUGCAAAUUCAGUGAGAGGGUUUGAUGUGGUCGAUACCAUUAAAUCUCAACUGGAAAGCGCCUGCCCUGGAGUCGUUUCUUGUGCAGACAUUCUGGCAGUAGCUGCUCGGGACUCUGUCGUUGCUUUGGGUGGAAGCUCAUGGACAGUGCAGUUAGGUAGAAGAGAUUCAACCACAGCAAGCUUAAAUGCAGCUAAUAACAACCUCCCAUCUCCAUUCUCGGAUCUCAGUGCUCUGCUAUCUGCCUUCUCAAACAAGGGCUUUACUGCUAAAGAAUUGGUGGCUUUAUCAGGAUCUCACACAAUAGGUCAGGCCAGGUGCACAAUAUUUCGGUCCCGUAUCUACAAUGAGACCAACAUUAACUCUGCAUAUGCGACAUCGCUGAAGGCAAACUGUCCAAGCUCAGGAGGCGACAACAAUCUUGCUGGGCUUGAUGCCUCCACUUCUACAGUUUUUGAUAACGCUUACUUCACUAACUUGUUGAACAACAGAGGCCUGUUACACUCGGACCAACAGCUCUUCAGUGGUGGCUCCACUGAUGCUCAAGUCAGAGCUUACAGCUCCAACUCUGCAACUUUCCUAUCUGAUUUUGGCAACGCCAUGAUCAAGAUGGGGAACCUUAGCCCACUGACCGGCACCAGCGGCCAGAUCCGAAACAAUUGCAGGAAGGUCAACUGAUUAAGUCAGUUCUUCUGCUACAAGGUUGGCUCUCUUUUGGGUUAUAUUAUCUAAGUAUGUAAGCCAAUAAAACCAGCCUACUCUACAAAAGAUAAAGAGUUGUUGGAUCACCAAAAUUGUCUACAAGGAUGUGUGUGUGUGUGUGUUUUGCUUCAUGCCUCCAAGGAAGUGUUUCCCUCAAAGAAUUUUGUCUACUGGAUUGAUGUGAGUGGUUAUUAUGUAACUCAAAGAGUUAAUUAUCAAGAAUAUUGGCUACCCUCUGUGUAGUAGUGGAAAGCAAUUGUUGAAUCUUAUCACUUUGUUUUGCGACA